CGCCCGCCUCCAGCCGAGCCCGGCGUGCAGACCGGAGGCAGUCACGCUCCGGCCUUCUUCGCCCGCCACCCGCCGAGCCAGGCCGGAGCGAGGCGCGCCUGUCGGUUCCGCGGUCACUCUCUGGGUCCCGGCAGUCCAGAAGAUCCGGCCGUCGGCGAUGUUUUAUUUCCACUGUCCACCACAGCUGGAGGGCACCGCACCCUUUGGCAACCACUCUACAGGAGAUUUUGACGAUGGGUUUCUGCGCAGGAAACAGCGCCGGAACCGGACGACAUUCACUCUUCAGCAGCUGGAAGCUCUUGAGGCAGUUUUUGCCCAGACGCACUACCCCGAUGUCUUCACUAGAGAAGAGCUGGCCAUGAAAAUAAACCUCACGGAAGCCAGAGUGCAGGUUUGGUUUCAGAACAGAAGGGCCAAGUGGAGGAAAACAGAGAGAGGAGCUUCUGACCAGGAGCCAGGAGCCAAGGAGCCUAUGGCAGAGGUGACACCACCGCCUGUGAGAAACGUCAAUUCCCCACCCCCUGGGGACCAGGCCCGGAACAAGAAGGAGGCCCUGGAGGCCCAGCAGAGCCUGGGGCGAACUGUGGCUCCCACAGGACCUUUCUUUCCCUCCUGCUUGCCGGGAACCCUCCUGAAUACUGCCACAUAUGCCCAGGCCCUGUCACAUGUUGCCUCCCUAAAAGGGGGCCCGCUGUGUUCUUGCUGUGUCCCAGAUCCCAUGGGGCUCUCCUUUCUCCCCACCUAUGGCUGCCAGAGUAACCGCACAGCCAGUGUGGCCGCCUUGCGCAUGAAGGCUCGUGAGCACUCAGAAGCCGUCCUGCAGUCAGCCAACCUCCUGCCAUCCACCAGCAGCAGCCCUAGCCCUGCAGCCAAGCCGGCACCCCCUGAUGGCAGCCAGGACAAGACCCCUUCUGCCAAGGAACAGAGCGAGGUUGAGAAGAGUGUAUGA
Molecule: messenger RNA, 949 nt
Organism: Pteropus alecto (black flying fox)
Lineage: Eukaryota; Metazoa; Chordata; Mammalia; Chiroptera; Pteropodidae
Gene: DRGX
Product: dorsal root ganglia homeobox
Exons: 7
Coding region: 158-949 (263 amino acids)
Biological process (GO): regulation of transcription by RNA polymerase II
Molecular function (GO): RNA polymerase II transcription regulatory region sequence-specific DNA binding; DNA-binding transcription factor activity, RNA polymerase II-specific
Source: RefSeq, a predicted model, not a curated record